Eremomyces bilateralis CBS 781.70 is the source of this 633-nucleotide messenger RNA. RefSeq lists its product as uncharacterized. The transcript has a single exon. NCBI's taxonomy places the organism in Eukaryota, Fungi, Ascomycota, Dothideomycetes, Eremomycetales, Eremomycetaceae. The coding region runs from base 46 to 501 and encodes 151 amino acids. The record is from RefSeq and is a predicted model, not a curated record.
CCUCGAUUCACUAACCUCCGAUUUCGUCAGUCAAUAUGGCGGUAGAUGUGUUGGGUUUGUACGAAUUCGACUUUUGGUACCAGUGCAAUCAUGAUUCGGACGCCUCCCGAGGCCGAGCAAAUCCAUUGCCAAUGUAGGAAGUGCCAUCGGUAUUACGAGCCGGAGCCGCUGGUUGUUGAAGCGAGCGAUAAAGGACGUGGUGUUACAGUUGGCGAAUAUAUCCUGAAAGUCCAUCCAUAUAUCCAAAGUUUAAAAGACGAUAUCCUCACUGCGGAAGGUUAUAACAAGGGUGUGGACGGGGGUGAGGGAAAAUUUCCGGAAAAUACGGUGUUAUAUCUCGACCCGGGAUCAUUACUCCCCCCCUUCAUGAUCUUUGAGGAUGAAGGUCCUGAAUCGACCCAAAAAAGUUGGGAGGAGGCUGCUCGGGUCACUGCUAAGUGGAUGGCAAAGUUAGAGGAGCUCGAAGCACAAGAGCCUAAUCAAGGAACACAGGUGGAAUGAUUAUCCUUUGAGAGGAUUCAUAGAUAGAUGUAAGGCUGGGCAAAGCAUCCCAGAUAAUCGGGUCUCUUCCAGUCAGGAUUUAGCAGUGAUGUGCGGAGGGCUUCGGACGGGAUUCAAUUCGGACGGAACGAC